AUGACGCAAUCCCUCCACAGUGAUGGAGCUGUUACACAUAAGAAAUUGGACUUGGAACACAGAAUGCUUGAAAAAUGUAAAACUGUAUCAGUGACUGAUGAUAAUUGUCAAGUUUAUAUUCCUACAUUUUCUUGUCAACUGGGUGUAUAUAUUGAAGGAUCAGUUUCACCUCCUCUUUCUGGCGUCCAUAUAAGAGUUUUUGCUGCUGGAGAUAGCAGCAUUACUACACUUAAAAGUGGUGAAUUGGUUCUUGAAACGACCACUGGUAUUGAUGGUUCCUUUGUGACAGGUCCUCUGUACGAUGAUAUUGGUUACAAUGUUGAGGCUUCAAAGUCUGGAUAUCAUUUAAAACAAGUUGCGCCUCAUUCUUUUACUUGUCAGAAGCUUAGUCAAAUUUCAGUACACAUACAUCACAAAGAUGAUUCUAAAGAGCCCAUUCCUUCCGUUCUGUUGUCUUUGAGUGGUGACAAUGGUUAUAGAAACAACUCAGUAUCAGGAGCUGGUAGGACAUUCCUGUUUGACAAUUUGUUUCCUGGAAUGUUUUAUUUGCGUCCUGUUUUGAAGAGUAAAUUAUCGGGCAAUUAUGUAAGAAUAGUUCAAAGUGAGUACUCUGAAUCACGUCAAAGGACUUUAGAUAGAGCUUAUGAUGAAAUUAAAUAUUUAAGUUUUGGCCUUGGAGUUAAUGAUGAACGUAUGGCUGAACAAGCUUUGACCUUUUAUAAAGUUGCUAAUUUUUUUACAUCAGUGCUGGCGUAAGCAACGAUGUAGAAAUCAGAUAUUUCUACAUCGUUGCUAAGGAGAGAAACGAUGUUGAAAGCACAAGUUAUUACAUCGGUGCUGACGAGAAACGAUGUUGAAAGCGCCGGUUACUACAUCGGUGCUGACUAAAAACGAUGUUGAAAACAGGUUACUACAUCGGUGCUGGUGAGAAACGAUGUUGAAAGUGCAAGUUACUACAUCGGUGCUAGCGUAGGCACCGAUGUAGAAAUGAAUGUAAUUCUACAACGGUCAAUUUUGGAACGUUGUUAAAAAUAUAUAGUUUCAACAACGUUACAUACAACAACGUUUAACCAUCGUGGUUGAAUCCUGUUUUUGACCGAUGUUGAAAACUCGAUUUCUAGUAGUGUGAUUUAUAUAUUUUAGAAAGUAUAUCAUUCAUUAAAA
Molecule: messenger RNA, 1164 nt
Organism: Glycine soja
Lineage: Eukaryota; Viridiplantae; Streptophyta; Magnoliopsida; Fabales; Fabaceae
Product: nodal modulator 1-like
Exons: 6
Coding region: 1-756 (251 amino acids)
Cellular component (GO): endoplasmic reticulum membrane
Source: RefSeq, a predicted model, not a curated record